AUGCAUGAUAACAAUGGUUUUGCUGAUAUUGCUGCGAUUGGAACUACCGAAGGUGUAUUGGACCUUGCUAGAAUUGGGGCUGCUGUUAAAUGUGAAAGUUUUCUUUUUAAUUUUCUUUUCUUGAGAUUAUUUGAAGAAGUUGAGGAAGAUGGUGAAGGUGUUGUUGAUGUUACAAUUGUAGAAGUUGUGAAGGCUGGGUCAGAAGGCGAUGAUGAUGGUGAAGUUGAUGGUGAAGUGAGUAUAGGGGUUGAUGAAUUAGAAACAGCUGCAUUACAAGUUUUGCAACAAAUUCUGUUUCCUGAGCAAUCAUAA
Messenger RNA from Entrophospora candida, 312 nucleotides. The record is from the annotation of a GenBank genome assembly. NCBI's taxonomy places the organism in Eukaryota, Fungi, Glomeromycota, Glomeromycetes, Entrophosporales, Entrophosporaceae.